CGCUUCGUCGUUCGCGCGCUCCACGACCUCCGCGGCAUCAUGCUCGCGUCCACCCCGCGCGCGCCCGCGCGCGGAUUCGCGCUCGCGUCCGCGCCGCGCGUCUCCCGCGCGCGCGUCCGCGCCGCGGCGGCGCCGUCCGCGUCGCCCGCCGCGAAGAGGUCAUCAUCACCAGGCGACGCGGUCAGAUUCGCAUUCGCGCGGGCACUCCCGCCGCCUCCGACGCGACGCGCGGGGACGCCUCGCGCGGGGACCCGCGUUUUGUCGAGCGCGGCGACGCCGAUAAACCUCGCCGACAGCGCCGACGACGACGCCUUCGACGACGCGCCGUCGACGACGUCCGCGAACCUCGCCGCGCAGAUCCUGUCGGGAGUCACCGUCUCCCUCGCGAUGGUCCCGGAGUCGCUCGCGUUCACGUUCGUCGCCGGCGUCUCCCCGAUCGUCGGCCUCCACGCCGCCGCGAUCAUGGGACUCGUCACCGCGCUCAUCGGCGCGCAGCCGGGCGUCAUCUCCGGCGCCGCGGGCGCGACCGCGGUCGUCCUCGCGCCGCUCGUCGCGCGGCACGGCGUCGAGUACCUCUUCGCCGCCGUCGCGCUCGCGGGCGCGACUCAGCUGCUCUGCGGCUGGUUCCGGCUCGGGAAGUUCAUCCGGCUCGUCCCGCAGCCGUGCAUGAUCGGCUUCGUGAACGGCCUCGGCAUCGUCAUCGCGCGCGCGCAAUUCUCCACGUUCGCGGGGCUCGAGUCGUGGGCGCUGUGGCAAGCCGCGGCGCUGACGGCGUUCACGAUGGCGAUGAUCAAGUUUGUGAAACCGCCCAAGGGCGUCCCGUCGCCGCUGGUCGCCAUCGCGUCGUGCGCGCUCCUCGUCCGCGGGCUGGGCUUGGACGUCAAGACCGUGGGCGACGUCGCGCGCGUCGCCGGGACGCUCCCGUCGUUCCACCUCCCGAGCGUUCCGAUGACGUUCGAGACGCUCGCGAUCGUCGCGCCCGUCGCGUGCUCCGUCGCGGCGGUGGGACUGAUCGAGACGCUGCUCACGCAGCAGCUCGUGGACGACGUCGUCGGGACUCGCACCGCGACGCACACCGAGUGCAUAUCGCAGGGCGUCGCGAACGUCGCGUGCGGCUUCGCCGGCGCCAUGGGCGGCUGCGCGAUGAUCGGGCAGUCGAUGUUGAACGUCGAGAGCGGCGGGCGGACGCGCGUCAGCGGGGUGACGUGCGCGCUCGCGAUUCUCGCGUACGUCACGUUCGGAUCGGGGUUCAUCGAGAGAGUGCCGAUCGCGGCGCUCGCGGGGACGAUGCUGUGCCUCGUCUUGGACAUCUUCGACUGGACGAGUUUCUCUCGCGUGACGAAGAUCCCGCGCACGGACGCGAUCGUUCUCGCGCUGGUGACGUGCGUCACGGUGUUUACGAACCUCGCCGUCGCGGUGUUCGCCGGCGUCGUGCUCAGCGCGCUCGGGUACGCGUACAAGGCGUCGAAGCAGAUUUCGGCGACGAAACGCGUGGACGAGAGAGGCCGGACCGUGUACGCCAUCGAGGGCCCGCUCUUCUUCGGCUCCGCGACAACGUUCGCGCGCCUCGUGGACGCGCGCGAGGAGAGCAACAACAAAAUCGUGUGGGACUUCGCCGGGUGUAAGGUUUGGGACUCCACCGCGGUGAGCGCGUUGGACGACGCCGCGGCGAAGUGCCGCGAGCGGGGGAAGGCGGUCGUCCUGAGACACCUGUCGCCGUCGUGUGCGGCGCUGCUGCGACAGUGCGGUGACCUCGUGGAGGUGAACGUGGAGGAGGAUCCGAUAUACGCCGUCGCCGCGGAU
Molecule: messenger RNA, 1803 nt
Organism: Micromonas pusilla CCMP1545
Lineage: Eukaryota; Viridiplantae; Chlorophyta; Mamiellophyceae; Mamiellales; Mamiellaceae
Product: sulfate permease family
Exons: 4
Cellular component (GO): membrane
Source: RefSeq, a predicted model, not a curated record